Molecule: messenger RNA, 423 nt
Organism: Pelobates cultripes (western spadefoot toad)
Lineage: Eukaryota; Metazoa; Chordata; Amphibia; Anura; Pelobatidae
Source: the annotation of a GenBank genome assembly
AUGGCAAGAGAGACAGGGGCACAGCAAACCAGUACCCACAGCAAAACGAACACUGAAGACAAAAAGCCAGCAAAACUUGGAUAUGCAGGAAUGCCGGUCUCCCACAUGGAGCGCUGCACACCACUCCAGGAGAGCUGCACAUCCCCUCACAGCCAACACAGACGAAAACGCCCGUCACUACGUCGGACGGUCUGCGGUGGGGCCUCGCAAAGCCCCCUGAGGGCGGCAGCACAGCAGAGACCCAAGAUGCCACACCGCUCCACUACCUCGCAACCAUCUCACCAGCGACAGGUUCAGAAGCGAUGGACUACUCUUUUAAGCCACGACGUGGCGCAGGACGAAGAGUCCCUGAGCAUACACAGGACAUUUAUUGCUGGACAGUACACACAUGGAAGCGGAGCACCCAGUCAAGGCAUCGGCUGA